AGCUGUCUUUUUGAACAGCUGUAUUCCAUCUAGUGUAGACACUCCCAUAUGUCAUGUGUGAGGGGGUUUCAGAAUUUUGAUCCAGCGACACUGAAGGAUUGGCGAUGUAUUUCCGCACCAGGAUGGUGUGUGCCUCAGAGAGGAACUUGCAGGUGGUGGUGUUCCCAUAUAUCUGUUACCCUUGUCUUUACCGGCAGUAAAGGCCUCAAGAUUGGAAAGUGCUAUCAAAGGAGCUUUGCGGAGGGCAUUUGCUUUGACAGACUUGGCUGCUUCCCAAGUGGAUACCCAUGGACAGAGACAAAGGAGAGGCCUGCUACCAAACUCCCCUGGAGUCCAGAAAAAAUCAAUACACGUUUCCUGCUGUAUACCAGGCAGAACCCAGACAAUUACCAGGAAAUUAGUGGAACCACUCCUGAGACAAUAGUUGUUUCAAACUUUAACCUUGAUCAGAAAUCAGUGUUCAUCACUCAUGGAUACCUGGAAAAUGGAGAUGUCAGCUGGGCUGUAGAUCUAUGCAAGAUGAUUCUGCAUGUGGACGAUGUAAACUGUAUCUGCGUUGAUUGGAGAGGGGGUUCACAAUGUUCUUACAGCCAGGCUGCUCAAAACAUUCGGGUUGUGGGAGCAGAAACUGCAUACUUUCUGGAUGCUCUGAAGAACCACUAUAAUUACACUGAGUCUGAUGUGUACCUGGUUGGACACAGUCUAGGGGCACACGCAGCUGGGGAAGCAGGCAAGCGUUCUCCAGGGAUUUCUCGGAUUACUGGCCUUGAUCCAGUUGAGCCAUAUUUCCAGAACACUCCACCUGAAGUCCGACUGGAUCCCACUGAUGCAUUGCUUGUUGAUGUGAUUCACACGGAUGGUUCAUCCCAAUUUCCCAGAAUUGGAUUUGGGAUGUUUCAAGCUUGUGGGCACAUGGACUUCUACCCAAAUGGUGGUGAGAACAUGCCAGGCUGCAGCAAGAACAUCCUUUCAACCAUCCUGGACAUUGAUGGGAUCUGGCAAGGUACAAAGAACUUCAUUUCUUGCAACCACUUCCGCGCAGUUCGAUAUUUUUCAGAGAGUGUUUUGUCGCCUGAUGGUUUUUUGGCAUUUCCCUGUGGCAGUGAGAAAGAGUUUCAGGCAGAGAAGUGCUUUGCGUGUCCAGCUGGCGGCUGUCCAACAAUGGGAUACAAGAUUGGGCCAUAUCGCCCAGCACCUGGCCUACUACAUCAGACCUUCUACCUUCAAACAGGAGACUCCAGCCCCUAUGGAGUUUGGCGUUACAAUGUGUCUGUGACACUUUCAGGCUCUCGCUCUGUUUCUGGGAUUUUGUAUGUUGCUUUGUAUGGAUCCAAAGGGAACACUCGACAGCAUCAAAUCACAAAAACGAAACUUCAUCCAGGUGAAACAUACUGGGCGCUCAUUGAUGCAGAACUGAAUGUGGGUGAUGUUACCAAAGUGAAGUUUCUGUGGAGCAACAAUGUGAUCAACAUAUUCCAGCCCAAGCUUGGGGCUGAGAGCAUCACCAUGGUGCGAGCGAAGGACCACGCCAGUUUCCGUUUUUGUGGGAAUGAGGUGGUUAAAGAGGAGACUUUGCAAACUCUCACCCCCUGCACCUCGUAGAAAAAUCGAACUGUGCUGAUUGGACUACACAUCAAAUCUGUCUGUCAGAGAAAUAGAGUCCACACUCCUUCUGGAAAAUUUUAACUAGAAGACAACGGGGAAUAACAUGCAUCAAGGUCACAGAGAAUUGAUUGGUAAAGGAAUAUUUCAAAAUCUUCAACAAACUACAUUAAAGAAAAUCCAGAUAAAUCCUGUCAAGGCACGGUUGAUUCGAUAUGCCUGCACAUAGAGCUGGAGUGGAUUCCUCUAACAGAA
This is a messenger RNA of Stegostoma tigrinum, 1857 nucleotides long. RefSeq names its product pancreatic lipase-related protein 2-like. Gene Ontology annotation, molecular function: protein binding; triacylglycerol lipase activity. The coding region runs from base 49 to 1602 and encodes 517 amino acids. The record is from RefSeq and is a predicted model, not a curated record. The transcript is spliced from 12 exons. Gene Ontology annotation, biological process: lipid metabolic process. NCBI's taxonomy places the organism in Eukaryota, Metazoa, Chordata, Chondrichthyes, Orectolobiformes, Stegostomatidae.